CUCUCCAAGCCACCAAAGAAGCCUGCGUCUCAGGGCGAUGAUGCGCGAGGAAAAUCUUCCAAGCUUGGGCUUUCUCCGUCCAACUGGAGAUCUUCCUAAGAACCUUAGGUCUCCUCAGGAAGGGUGAUACCGCGUAUGGAAGCGAGCGCGAGCAUGGCCAAUGCAUCAUCUCUCCUCUCGUCUUCUCUCCCGACCAAGCGUAGAGCUUCCGCAUUGGGUUCUGGAACAAGCGGUAAUACAGGGGCGUGGUAUCAAGUACCCGAGCUCAACCUUCGCGAUCAUCGUUUCGAAGUUCCUCUCAAUUAUGCUGCUCCUUCCGACUCGACAAUCUCAGUCUUCGCUCGAGAAGUCGUCUCAGUUGGAAACGAGGAGAAAGACCUGCCAUUUUUGCUCUUCUUGCAAGGGGGUCCCGGAUUUGAAUCCCUUCGUCCGCUGGAGUGCAGUGGAUGGCUGAAAAGAGCUUGCGAGGACUUUCGAGUCAUCCUUCUAGAUCAGCGAGGAACUGGGCUUUCUACCGCCUUGACUGUUGGAUCGCUGAACCAACUUUCGAGCCCCCAGGCACAGGCAUCCUACCUCCAGCAUUUUCGAGCAGAUAACAUCGUCAGAGACGCGGAGAUGAUUCGAAAGAGCCUUGUGCCACACGGAGAGCCUUGGACUCUCCUUGGUCAGAGCUAUGGUGGUUUCUGUGCCGUUACUUAUCUAAGCAUGGCACCAUCCGGCCUGGAGCAAGUGCUACUCACGGGCGGUCUUCCUCCUAUUGACGCUGGAUGCACUGCCGAGGCCGUGUAUCGUGCUUGCUACAAGCGUGUCCUGCUCCAAAACAUGAAGUUUUACCAGCGUUUCCCUCGGGAUGAAGAGCUCGUCCGGGAGAUUGUUUUACACUUGGCAAGUAGCGAAGGUGGAGGGGUGCUUCUUCCAUCUGGUGGCAAGCUCACACCAAGGAGCUUUCAGUUGCUUGGCUUGACAGGAUUGGGAUCACACUCUGGCUUUGAAAAGCUUCACUUCACGUUGGAGCGAGCAUGGGAUCCUGUUCUUGUACCUGGCAUUAGCAAGCAGCUUAGCUACACAUUUCUUCGAGCGUUUGAGAACUGGCUGGAUUUCGAUACAAAUCCUUUAUAUGCACUGAUGCACGAGCCUAUCUACUGCCAGGGUGCGGCAUCAAACUGGGCAGCACAAAGAGUAAGAGAUGAACUGGGUGAGCAGUUUGAUCCGGUCUUUGCUGCAAACCAUAGCGAGCCCGUUCUUUUCACGGGAGAGAUGGUGUAUCCAUGGAUCUUUGACGAGAUAAAACCGUUGCAUCCUCUAAAGGAGGCUGCAAACCUCCUAGCUGAGAAACAAGAUUGGCCAGUUCUCUACAACCAUGAGGUUUUACGCUCUAACAAGGUGCCCGUCGCAGCAGCGGUGUAUUACGAAGACAUGUACGUAAAUGUGAACUUGUCAGAGGCGACGGCUGCGUCCAUACCAGGAAUAAGGCUGUGGAUCACUAACGAGUUCAUGCACUCUGGACUCCGUGAAGAUGGCUAUCGAGUCUUGGAUCAUCUCCUUGCGAUGCUAAAAGGAAAGAGACUGCUUCGAUGACUUUCCUUUAAACAUUCGAAAUUCCUUUAUUGUUUAGUGAGUUCCAAGCGCUACUCUUCCAAGCCGAGAGAGGCAGCGAGGAAGUGAAACGCCAUGUAUUGGUUAUAUGGACGUCGCUGUACCUCUCUCCCUUGACGGAAUCAACCGAAACUACCCUCUCGACCUCGUC
Messenger RNA from Selaginella moellendorffii, 1747 nucleotides. RefSeq names its product proline iminopeptidase. Gene Ontology annotation, biological process: proteolysis. The transcript has 14 exons. The record is from RefSeq and is a predicted model, not a curated record. NCBI's taxonomy places the organism in Eukaryota, Viridiplantae, Streptophyta, Lycopodiopsida, Selaginellales, Selaginellaceae. The coding region runs from base 136 to 1578 and encodes 480 amino acids. Gene Ontology annotation, molecular function: peptidase activity.